ACUGACCUUGUGGCUCGAACUUUAAACUGGUGGCCUAACUAGUUAUUGUUUUCAAACACGGUUUGUGACCUGUAGAUUUACAGAUGAAUUAUGGCUUCGCGGCAUGUUCCUUACACGGAUAUGUCAGAUAUGGGACGGGCAGCACAGGAGACUGAAAUACAACGCGCUGCCAAUCAACAGCUAAUUGAAGAAGGUAGAGUAAUUAAGCACAAGGAGCUUGAAAAAAUGAGACGUGAAGAGGAAAAUAAGGAUGACAGUAGUAGUGAGCGUCCUGACGUUAUCAUCAAGGUUAAUAAUGGAAGCACUUCACGCUUGAGUAGCCAGCGUUCUUCGGCCGAUUUAGCAUCAUCAAUCAGCUCAAGGAAUUUGGAUGCACGUGAGCUACGAGCCCAAUUACUGCAGUUGGAAGAAAAAGUUAAGGGGGCAAUGUUAUCAAAUGUUCAACUAGACAAUGACAAGCAACUUUUGAAGUAUGAAGUUGAUUUGCUCAAAGAUAAAUUGGAAGAUCUCACAGAUGCUUAUGCCUCUUUGAACAAAACCUUCUUAGAAAACAAACGGGAAUUAGCUUAUCAAAAAAUGCAAAUUGUUGAAUUAACACAUCGUUUGGAUUAUGCACGUCAUCAAGUAGAAGCACGUGAUCAACUAAUUGUUGAACAUGGUUUAGUAUUAAUUGGUGGCACAAAUGCUGAUGACAAUUCUACGCUGUCUAACAUGGAAGAGUUAACAACAACCAAUGCACAUAUAUCAUCUACGAAUAAGGGAAAAUCGACGAGUAAUAAUAGUAAUUUAGUAAUGAUGAAUGGUUUAUCCAAUGAUAAUAAUAAUCAUUCAAAAUCAAAUUCAUUGAUACAUCAAAAUGGUGAUAAAUCAUCAAAUCAUUUACCCGAAAUGGUUCUUAUUACAAAAUCGACAGCUGAACUUCUAAAUACUUUAUCUGAAACAACAUUAGAUAAGCAAAUCCAACAGCUGUUUAGCAUGCGAUCCGAAUUAGAUGCACGAGUUGAAGAAUUAGAAUCUCAGUUAAGAGAAGAACGUAAGCGCUUCGAGGCUCCAGCUACACGUUAUGAUUCAAAGAAUCGUACAAAUGCAGCAAUUACAGAAGAUAUUAAACAUGAACUACAACAAAGUCGUAAUCAAGCUCAAGAAUAUAAACUGAAAUUUCAUGAAUCAUGUCAAAAGAUAUCAGCUCUUGAAAGCGAUCCAUUAGAAAUAUCAGACAACAAAUAUGUGCCAGUUCAUGUGUUUUACAAUUAAUCUGCCCAAUAUUUACUAGUUGUUACUUUGUGUCUAUGAUAUGUGCUUUACAUCCAUCGAAAUAUCGGCUUAAACAACUAUUGAAAGGAAAAAUACACCAUGACUUUUACGAAUGAAAUAUUGUUUCGCUGGUCACGUGUUUUCUACUGUGUGUGUGUUUGUUGUAUGGGCCCAUAGCCUUCAGUUGUGCACAACCAAUUUGUUUACUAUUAUUAUUAUUAUUAUUUUUGAACAUAACAUUUUUACCUACAAUUCAUUAGAAUAGAUAUUGAUUAAGUAAAUAUGUAUAUAUGGUAAACACAUCUUUUCAAUAUGUUGUUUUGACUGUUUAUUAUGAAACGUGUAUGUUCAAUCUAUUUAUCAAUACAUUACUUACCAUGAGGUUGUACUCCACUAAUCAUAGUAAUAAUACUAAUAAUGUAUGGUUCUGUUUCCAUUUUGAACUGUUUUUAAUCACAACAAUUACCUACAAUCGAUUCCAGUGAUAAGCAUUAUAGAUUUAAAAGGCUAGAAUGAUGUGCAUUGAUACACAUAUACAUGGUUUAUUUUUAUGCAAAUUAGUUACAGAUCUAGUUAUUUAUAAUGUAAACAUUCUGUGCUAAAAAUCCUUCCUUCGCUUUUUAUAAUAUUUCUAUACUUUCAAGUGUUGAUGUAUGUGUGUCUAUAUAUGCAUUCGAAUUACCUAGUUAUAGUGACUAGCAAACGACCUAUUUCUUUUUUGGUCGUCAACGAUACAAAUCAUCUGUGGAAAUUCAUUAGCAUUCACAACAAUAUUACUGGUAGUAAUUUAUAUUACUCGAAACCAUGUCUUCUAACUAACUGAUAUUGAAAAAAGGUGUAAUUGACAAUUACUUACUUACUACGUACUUACUCCUGUUACUCCCAACGGAGCAUAG
This is a messenger RNA of Schistosoma rodhaini, 2150 nucleotides long. NCBI's taxonomy places the organism in Eukaryota, Metazoa, Platyhelminthes, Trematoda, Strigeidida, Schistosomatidae. The record is from the annotation of a GenBank genome assembly.